CUCAUUGCAUUUCGAGCAUUUUGACGGGCGACGAUUUCAACAAGUUCAUCAUGGAGGCAGAUGACAAUAAAUUUUUAAUGAUGAAGGCGGCAUUAAUUAUCGGUAUCGGUGGAGGAUGUCGUCGGGCUGAAUUGGCAAAAAUGUCGGUGAAAGAUGUUGUUGAUCGCGGUGACUACUUGCAUGUUUACAUCGGGGACACAAAAAACUACGAUCCAAGAGAUUUCGCUAUCACAGAAGGCGGUUUGAGAUACAAUUUAUUGGGCAUCGUGCGAAAAUACAUGUUGUUACGAAAGUCACAUACGCCUCAUGAUCGAUUCUUUGUGUGUUACCGGAAUGGGCAGUGUACAACUCAGGCAGUUGGCAUCAAUACCGUUGGGGCGAUACCCAAACGAAUUGCUACGUUUUGCGGUUUGGAUGCACCAGCUUUGUACACAGGACAUUGUUUUCGACGGAGUUCAGCUACAUUGUUGGCUGAUGCUGGUGCGGAUCUUUAUGUCAUUAAACGACAGUUUGGUUGGCGAUCGGGCAAAGUUGCAGCCGGAUAUGUGCAGUCAUCUGCAACAAGCAAACGCAAAAUUUCUGCACAAAUUUUCGGAGGUGUACCUUUUCAACGUUCUUCGUCGAGCAAUGCGAUGAGUGCUAUUCCAUCUACAAGCAACACCGCUAUUCCAUCUACAAGCAACACCGCUAUUCCAUCUACAAGCACCACCGCUAUUCCAUCUGCAAGCAACACCGUUUUUCCAUCUACAAGCACCACCGCUAUUCCAUCUGCAAGCAACACCGUUUUUCCAUCUACAAGUACCACUUCUCAUGACGUUGUCGCUAAUUUGGGUGAUUCAGCUCCCAAAGAAAUUAAUCUCAACAUCACCGGUUUAAGUGACGGUAUUUCUGCUGCGCUCAUCGAAAAUAUUGAUCGAGAGGAUGCACAUGGUGCUAGUUUCGCUUCAAAACAAAUUCGGAUGAUCGGAACUGCAUCCGAUUCCGAUACGACCGGCAAUACCAGCCGUACAAUGUCACAAUCAAUUACAAUAAUUGAGGGCGCAUCUGCUGGUGCAGAUUCUUCGGAUGCUCCUGAAACGCCUGUCCUUCCAAAUUUUACAAAAUCUGAAUUCAACAAUUGUACAUUCAAUUUUUAUCGUACGUUUCACGGCAAGCCUUUUUAAGGAUCAUUUACUUAACUUUCGCCUGUUAAUUUUGUAAUAUUCGAGAUAUUAUAAUGCAAUACUGGAAUUUCAUUAAAUGAAUGAAUAUUGAAACUGACUUGUCGACUACUCUUAUUGCCUUGUUCCAUUGAUCAAUGUUCACAAAAACAGUGCGAGAAAAAAAAUUUCUCGCACACCUGUCGGACGACAAACUCUUUUCUCGCACAUCUGUCGCAUUGUUAAAAAAAGUGGACUCUUAUGCUAUCGACUACUACGCUAGAAAGAGUUGAUUUCCGUCAUUUAGUUGCAA
Bradysia coprophila is the source of this 1452-nucleotide messenger RNA. RefSeq lists its product as uncharacterized. NCBI's taxonomy places the organism in Eukaryota, Metazoa, Arthropoda, Insecta, Diptera, Sciaridae. The record is from RefSeq and is a predicted model, not a curated record. Gene Ontology annotation, molecular function: DNA binding. Gene Ontology annotation, biological process: DNA integration; DNA recombination.